AUGGUUCAGGAGGGGGGAUCUGCAGAGAAGAGGGCAGGCACGGGGGCUGCCCGCCCCCCACUCAGGAGCCCCGCAGGGGAGUGGGUCCUGGACUCACGAGGUUUGCAGCCACACAGGGCGGCCUCAGCGGGGACCUUGGCUUCAGGGGACAGCGCCCCCACCAGGGCUCCAGCGAGGCAGGGGAAGCCACCCAGACACCCUGCUCUCCACCACCCUGGAAGCCAGCCCCAGCUGACCCAAGACCCUGGAAGCCUGGCGGAUAUGUUUACUAUCUUCUUCUUUUUUCCCCACUGUUCUGGGUCUUAG
Molecule: messenger RNA, 306 nt
Organism: Rangifer tarandus platyrhynchus (Svalbard reindeer)
Lineage: Eukaryota; Metazoa; Chordata; Mammalia; Artiodactyla; Cervidae
Source: the annotation of a GenBank genome assembly